AUGGCUAUAUCCUCUGCCACACGUAUCCUGGCCGCCCGGCCUCUCGUCCUUGGUUUAGCAAAGCUCUGCUUCUUGGCUGUUGCCAACCUGCCCGUCAUCUCCGCCGCCCCAACUUUUAUCAUCAACUCCGAUGUCGACCCGAAACCCCCCAGUGACCCUAGUCUAUGGUUGUACCUCGGUGUCGCCGCCGCCCUCGUUCUCAGCGGCGGUGCCUUCGCUGGUCUGACCAUCGCCUUGAUGGGACAGGAUGAAGUCUACCUACAAGUCAUUCAGACCUCCGGUGAAGGCUCCGAACGCAAAAAUGCCGCAAGUGUCCUGAAGCUGUUGCAGCGAGGAAAGCACUGGGUCCUCGUCACCCUGCUGCUCAGCAAUGUGAUCACCAACGAGACGCUUCCAAUCGUGCUCGACCGCUCACUUGGCGGUGGCUGGCCUGCGGUGCUCGGCAGUACCGUCUUGAUUGUCAUUUUCGGCGAAAUCGUCCCCCAGUCGAUAUGUGUCCGUUACGGUCUCCCCAUUGGUGCUUGGAUGGCUCCAUGUGUCCUAGCGCUCAUGUACCUCAUGUCUCCCGUCGCCUACCCGGUCGCGAAGCUGCUCGAUAAGCUGUUGGGUGAGGAUCACGGCACCAUCUACAAGAAGGCCGGUCUCAAGACCCUGGUGACGCUGCAUAAAACCUUGGGUGAAGCCGGUGAACAGCUCAACUCCGAUGAAGUCACCAUCAUCAGCGCUGUUCUUGACCUCAAGGACAAGGCAGUGGGCAGCAUCAUGACCCCAAUGGAAGACGUCUUCACCAUGUCCGCCGACACCAUCCUAGACGAAAACACCAUGGACUUGAUUCUGUCGCAAGGAUACUCCCGUAUUCCCAUUCAUGCUCCGGACAACCCGAUGAACUUCGUCGGCAUGCUGUUGGUCAAAAUGUUGAUCACCUAUGACCCCGAAGAUUGCAAGCGCGUGCGGGACUUUGCUCUGGCCACGCUCCCCGAAACCCGCCCGGAGACAAGCUGCCUGGAUAUUGUCAACUUCUUCCAAGAGGGCAAGUCCCACAUGGUAUUGGUGUCGGAGUAUCCGAGUGAGGAUCGUGGUGCCUUGGGUGUGGUCACCCUGGAAGAUGUAAUUGAGGAGCUCAUCGGAGAGGAAAUCAUCGACGAGUCCGAUGUCUUCGUGGAUGUACACAAGGCCAUCCGCCGCAUGGCUCCUGCUCCUAAGUCCCGCGUUCCUAAGGGCCGGAUUGUCGAAGAUCCGCCCAUGCUUCCAGCUGAGACCACUCUAGUCGAGGUGGACAACGAGUCCCCUGCUCCGCCCAAUGGGGCCCCGAAGGACCAUCGCCGGCUUUCCGUAGAGGCACCCUUGCCCCGGUUCCAGCUCCGUCGGCCUACCUCAGAUAAAAACUCAGACUCGACAGAUGGCUUGUUCACGCAUCGCGGGGCCACGGAUGAGAUCAGACAGCAUUUGAAGCACCUGGGUCCAUCAAACUUGGCCAGCCGACCGCGCCAAACUCGAUACCAAAAUGUGAAGAUCAAACGGAGUGCCUCGCCAUCCCGAUCCGGACAGACCGAUCUUGAAUCCAGCCAGAGUAUGUCCGAUGUACAACCUAGACAUAAUUCCAUCGGCCUGCAGGGCGGUAUCGGCGCCGGACUUGUACAGAGUGGUAUGGACGCCCGUGAUGGGGUGUAUGCGGUCCGUGCGGGAUAUGGCACGAUGAACCACUCCAAUCCGCCGGCCGAUGCCGGUACUCAGACGAAGGAUGGUCUCCCGAUAUCGAUACCCGAACCGGUCCAUGAAGAACAGGAUGAUCACCCUCGGUCAGCGGGCAGUCGAACUGGCAGUGCCCGGUCCAUCGACUCGCAAUCCGAGCAUCUCAAGCCGGGCAGUUACCUUCACCGAGGCCCGGCUCGCAGUGGUAGCAUCACAGAGCAGGUGGUCGAUGUCAACGGCAUCCGCAAGGUUGUGCUCCAUACCACAAGCACCAGCUCAUCUGAAUCUGAACGACCGAGAACGAGCGAUAAUCCGGAGUUCCCUGUCCGCCAGGAAGGCGAGAUCGUCGACCUGGGGAAUAAUCAGUCCGCCGGAAAUAAGAGACGCCGUCGUCGCAGAAAGCGCGGACAAGGCCCGAAGAACGGGGAGUCGGGCGAAAAUACCCCUCUACUGUCGCAAUAA
Molecule: messenger RNA, 2154 nt
Organism: Aspergillus luchuensis
Lineage: Eukaryota; Fungi; Ascomycota; Eurotiomycetes; Eurotiales; Aspergillaceae
Product: putative DUF21 and CBS domain protein (Mam3)
Exons: 3
Coding region: 1-2154 (717 amino acids)
Biological process (GO): magnesium ion homeostasis
Cellular component (GO): intracellular membrane-bounded organelle
Source: RefSeq, a predicted model, not a curated record